UGACUGGUUUAUGAACUCGGUAAAUACUCAAACAAAAUACAAGUAUGUACACUUGCUUCCUUUAUUGAUCGCAUGUUGAGCGACAUUUAUACAAAGGCAGAUAUAAUAAGACAUUGCAACUUUUUCAAAAGUUUGAUCCUUUAAUUUCUAAGCUGACAAUAUGAACUUUGUAUUGUUGCUCGCGUGGAUUAUCAGUAUCGUUGAUUCAACAUCUCUUCCAUGUGGACCUGACGGAUUAUGUCAUUGUGAACAUAUAAAUGUUAUGGAUUGUUCCAAAACUAAUGAGUUACCAUUACGGAACGUAUGUGACUAUAUUGAUGACAGUAAAGGUGUCAAGAUUAAUAUUUUGCACCUGGAACAAAAUGGAUACAAAUAUAUUCGGACGGAAGACAUAAAAGGCUGUAAGUCAUUGAAAAGUCUGUAUCUAAGAGGAAACGAAAUAAGCUAUGUCGAAGAUGUUUCUUUGAAAAAGUUUGAUCAUCUAAAAACGCUUGAUAUGAGCCAUAACCAGCUUGAUGUUUAUAAUAAAAGAGGGACACUAGCAUUUAAACUUCCGCAGUCUUUAAAAAAGCUUAUGCUAAACGGAAAUCUGAAUGUUUCGGACUAUGGCGGUGCUAUGUAUCCGGACCUUUCGAAUCUGACUAAUAUUGAACAGCUCAUUUUCGACGGACUGAAAGACACAUAUUUUCCUGUAUCUUACAGUGAAAUUCAAUCAUUACGUAGCGUAUCAUUGUCGGGGUUGGAUGGAAAUUGUAAUAUGCCUUACGUUUCAAAUGACACAUUUAAACACCUAACUCAUAUAAGGACAUUGAAUUUGUCGUCUUGUGAUAUACAAAAUAUUGAAGCUGGAGCGUUUGAACAUCUUCUGAAUUUAGAGGUUUUAGAUCUGUCUCAUAACAUGAAUCUUGGAUUUCGUAAAGCAAUGAAUAUUACAUACAGUUUACAAUUCACAAAGAUUAAAUCAUUGAAUUUUUCUAAACUUUAUCCAACAUUUGGACUUGGAAAUCAAGUAAAAUUACAAGAUGUGUGUUAUCUUUGGAAUACGAACUUAACUGAACUUGUUUUAAAUGAUAAUAGAAUUCAAUUAAUAGAGAGAAAUGCUUUAAUUUUGACGCCAAGCACUUUGAAAAUCUUACGUGUAGAAGGCAACACGUUUACUUUUGGGCCAUAUUUAUUUCAACUUGGGUGUUUGGCACAUUUAGAAGAAUGCUAUGGGAAUUUCCAAAAUCAUGCUCGUGAUCCUUACUUGUAUAUGGAAGAGCCUAAAAUAGAUGAGUCCGAAUUUGUGUUAACCAACUUAAAUUGUCCAUAUACUGCACCAGACGUUUUGAUAAACAUAAGUAAAAAGAAAAGAAUAUGUCCAUAUUUCAAGGACAAUAAUAUAAACAUGAACAAGACUUUGCCCACAUCUCCACCGGAAUUGAAAAGACUUGAAUUUUCUAAUUGUGGCAUGCAGUACAAUGUAACUAGUGUGUUAGUAAACCCAACUCCCUAUAAAAUGGAGUACCUAGAUGGUUCAGGUAACAUUUUUUACUCCUGGAUAGGGCCAUUUGGCCCGUUUCCAAAUGUUAAAUAUCUUAACUUAUCUCGCAAUUAUUGUACACACAUUGGACUAAAAUUCUUUGAUAGCUUUCGAAAUGUUGAAAAUCUUCAGAUUCAAGAGAACUUUCUAGGGUUAAUUCUCUCAGUAAAUAUUAGGACCCGGUAUAUUUGA
Ruditapes philippinarum (Manila clam) is the source of this 1714-nucleotide messenger RNA. RefSeq names its product toll-like receptor 4. The transcript has a single exon. Lineage: Eukaryota; Metazoa; Mollusca; Bivalvia; Venerida; Veneridae. The record is from RefSeq and is a predicted model, not a curated record. Gene Ontology annotation, cellular component: extracellular matrix. Gene Ontology annotation, molecular function: protein binding. The coding region runs from base 161 to 1714 and encodes 517 amino acids.